Molecule: messenger RNA, 555 nt
Organism: Brettanomyces bruxellensis
Lineage: Eukaryota; Fungi; Ascomycota; Pichiomycetes; Pichiales; Pichiaceae
Exons: 1
Coding region: 1-555 (184 amino acids)
Source: RefSeq, a predicted model, not a curated record
AUGAAUAUCGGUGUUAACCUGCCUGCUGUUCCCAAAGUGGAGGUUCCUGAUGAAAACUACGCAGGCAGAAUUUAUAGAGGAGACUGGACAAAACUUCUUGCAAACAAGACACUCAUGAAUUCCCCAGCGGAGUUUCGAAAGACAAUCAACCAAUCACCAGCAGAAGUGAAGACAAAGUCGUUUUUCCCCGGAAUUCCCGACUCCACUUUUACCUUGCUUGGUGAAGUUCUAUUCUAUUUGCUAUUGGUUGUACUGUUGGUGCAUUAUGCUUACUGGGGAGUCACAGCUUACCUUGCAUAUCGCAAGACAAAGCUGCUUGACGAGGCUGAAGAUGUCACUGAGGUGAAAGAUUUGGAGAAUGCCUCUAAUUAUGAUGAUCGGAAAACUGGUGUCGAGUAUAUGGAGUAUCCUUCUCAGGACUCCUAUCAAUCAGAAGAGGACUUCUUCUCAGAUCCUGAAUCGAAAAAAAGCUGGACAUGGAGGGAGACAGUGUCUUUCACAGAACCAGUAGAAUACGAUAUUGAGAAAGGGAGGCUGACACGGAUGAAUAAAUAG